Molecule: messenger RNA, 471 nt
Organism: Triticum turgidum subsp. durum (durum wheat)
Lineage: Eukaryota; Viridiplantae; Streptophyta; Magnoliopsida; Poales; Poaceae
Source: the annotation of a GenBank genome assembly
AUGGUGUCCUUUGAGAUGAAUGACCUUAAGAGUAUGCACCUGGCACAAUUCUUUUCAACUUGCGCUACUGGAAGUGUCGAAACGUACCCUGUAUGUCAUAUCUCCCAACAAAUAUUUAUUAGUAUCCCAAUGCUUAUCCUUAGUAUCCCAAUCGACUAUGAUACAUCAGAGAUACUCUUCCUGUCAGGUUUGGGUUUGACAAUCGGUCUGAAAUCAACAAUGCAGUUCUUCACAAAGCCUAAGAAUUACAAGGGUACCAUCUCAUUUGGCGCAGGCUUUUUCCUGGUUCUCAUUGGAUGGCCUUUCUUUGGCAUGCUCUUAGAGGCAUAUGGUUUUAUCGUACUCUUCAGUGGAUUCUGGCCAACUCUCGCAGUUUUCCUGCAAAGGAUUCCUAUCCUUGGCUGGAUUUUUCAACAACCAUUUGUCACUUCGUUCCUUGACCGUUACAGAGGGAAACGAGUGCCGGUGUAG